Octopus sinensis (East Asian common octopus) is the source of this 2456-nucleotide messenger RNA. RefSeq names its product CDP-diacylglycerol--glycerol-3-phosphate 3-phosphatidyltransferase, mitochondrial. Gene Ontology annotation, biological process: cardiolipin biosynthetic process. Lineage: Eukaryota; Metazoa; Mollusca; Cephalopoda; Octopoda; Octopodidae. Gene Ontology annotation, molecular function: CDP-diacylglycerol-glycerol-3-phosphate 3-phosphatidyltransferase activity. Bases 739 to 2424 code for a protein of 561 amino acids. The transcript is spliced from 9 exons. The record is from RefSeq and is a predicted model, not a curated record. Gene Ontology annotation, cellular component: mitochondrion.
ACCGCCACCACCACCUCAGUCUUUGCUAGCAUCAUCAUCAUCAUCAUCAUCAUCAAUGCCAUCCAUUGUCAACCCAGCAUCAUUAUUAUCAUCAUUAUCUAUAACCCAGCCAUCUAUACCACCUUCUUCACCACCAUCACCAUUGCUGCUGCUGCCACCACUGCUACUGCUACUAUCAUCAUCAUCAUCAUCAUCACCUCUGCUGCUACCACUGCUGCCACUGCCGACACCAGCACCGGUAUAACUGUACAAAUCUUCUGGAAGUACCACUGCUGCUGUCACUAGCACCACCACCACCACCACCACCACUGCCGCUGUCGCCACCAUCGUCGUCACCACCACCAUCACCGCUACCAAUAUUAGUGCUUCAGUUCUAUUUAUCAGACAGCUAGCAUCAUCUUAAUCAUUGUCUCACCCGGAGCAACAAAUGAACAACGGGGGUUUUAGCCCGACACUUUGGACAAGUUUUUUUAUCUCUCUUUCCCCAUCAUUUUUCUUAUCUCAGCUGAUUAGAUUAAACCAACUCAGUCGACCAAUUAAUCAGUUGACCGGGCAAUUAAUUAAUUAAACAAUUAAGUUUACCAAUCCAAUCCAAUUAACCAAUCAUGUUUUUCAACACUGCCAGAUGAUGGCUAUUUUUGAGAGCAGUUGAUCUUAUAUCGAAGUAAUUUAGAAUCCUGGAGAAGAAAUUGCCCAAUUCCAUAGAGCAUAUUUCAUGGUCCCUGUUUUGAUGUGAUAAUGGCUCUAGAACUGAUAGUUUCUUUGUUCAUGGUUGCUGCAGUUAUCAUCGUUAGUUUGACAUUGAUCCUGUUGCUAUCAGCACUGUUAUUGUUGCAUUUUAAUCGCAGAUGUACUCACCACCAAAUGUUCAACCUCAGUGAAAAGAUACCAGAAUAUUUGGAGACAAAAUGCCAAUCCAACCCAAAUUCAGCUCCAGGACUUUCUUCACACAGAGAAUGUGAUCAAACUGAUCGCUUCUCUUGGAUUGGAAGCAAUAUACCAUGUUUCAAACUAUCAGGGAAACAAGUGAAUGUACUCACAGAACCAACUCAAUUCUUUGAGACCCUAAAACUAAAAGCCAGGAAAUCUCGCAAGCGAAUUAUUAUGGCUUCUUUAUAUCUUGGAACUGGCACUUUGGAGCAAGAGCUGGUCGAUUCUUUAAAUGAGGCCUGUCGCCAAUCACUUGCUGAGGGAAAUAAAGACUUUGAUGUUCACAUUUUGCUUGAUUACACUCGCGGUCGAAGGGGUUCAGAGAACUCCUGCACUAUUCUCCAACCUGUUUUAAGUGCCUAUCCCCAAAAUGCAAGACUCUCAUUAUUCCAUACUCCUGAUCUUCGAGGAAUUUUGAAGAAGAUUAUGCCCAACCGUUACAAUGAAACUAUUGGAUUACAUCAUAUGAAAGUUUAUUUAUUUGACGAUAGUUUAAUUAUCAGUGGUGCCAACCUUAGUGAAACAUAUUUUACUAACCGUCAAGAUCGUUACAUUCUUUUCAACAACUGUCCUGAAAUGGCUGACUUCUUUUCCUCGCUCAUCAAAACUGUUGCUUCGUUUUCAUUUCAAGUCAACUCCGAUUGCUCUGUAACAUUUCCUGAAGAAUUUGGUGUGCACCCUUAUGAAGAUUCAGAUGAUGGAUCGCGGUUUAAGUGGAAAGCCAGGGAUAAAGUCUUAGCAUUACUUCGUAAAACAGUCAAUGAAAAUUGCUUUAAUUCUUCGCAGUCUUCUUCUCCCAAGAAUUCUGUCUGCAACUCUAAUCCAAACCAAUCUGAAUCUGACUCUUCUGAUAGCAACGCAGAUACUUUUGUCUACCCUCUCAUACAAAUGGGACCACUUGGAAUUUUGGAUGAUGAAGAAAUUACAAAACACCUUCUAAGAUCAGCUACACAAGAAGAUGAGAUUCUGCUGGCUUCUGGCUAUUUCAAUCUUACUGACCACUACCUAAAGUUAAUCCUAGAGAAAUCUUGUGCCAGAUUUAAAAUAAUGAUGGCUUCUCCUGAGGUGAAUGGCUUUUAUGGUGCCAGUGGGGCAGCUGGUGCCAUUCCAUAUCUUUAUAUCCAAGUUGCUCGGCAGUUUCACCAAAAACUCUGUGCAUUUGAGCAACAAAAACGCAUUCAGUUAUAUGAAUACUAUCGCAAUAAAUGGACAUUUCAUGUGAAAGGGCUUUGGUAUUACAUUUCAAAAGACCAGCUGCCAAGUCUGACUUUAAUUGGUUCUUCAAAUUUUGGUUAUCGGUCAGUCUAUCGUGAUCUUGAAUGCCAGUUAGCUAUAAUUACGCAAAAUGAAAAUUUAAGGCAACAGUUACGUCAGGAACAUGUACAUCUGUUCCAGAGUUCUGACAUUGUUUCAGAAACCACAUUCAAAAGAAAGGACAGAUAUGUACCAAUUUGGGUACAACUGAUCAGCAAUUACAUAAAAAACUUCUUUUGAUAAAUUAUUCUCCACAAACGACAAAAAAAAAA